UACUUCUUAAAGGUUAAAUCAUCUAUUGUGGACCGACACUGACGCAAUACAAAAAUUCGUGUGGGGACAAAAGACGUCCUAUCCACUCACAGUCAAACCGCGACUUUUAGUUAAUAUAGAAGUUUGGUUGUGUUAAUUACGGUUAAUCAAAAUACAAUUGAUUUAGAAAAGCAAAUAGAACAAUUACUUCAAAAGUAUCACGGUAUUAAUGAAUUGGAAUUUAAAUAAAAUGGCUAUGCUUAAAAGAUGCACAGAAGAAGAUAUAUCUGUAUUACUUGAAACAAGUUCGGACUCAAAUAUUUAUGAAUUUAAUGAAACUUAUAUAUCAAAAAAAAUAUAGAUAAUGAUUCUCUUGAUUUUGACACUUCUGAUAACAAUAAAAGUUUAUUAUUACGAACUGAUGUAUUACAAAAGAAACAAACUUCUCUACGUUUAAAGUUAAGACGUUCUACAGAACAAAGUGUAUAUAAAAUUGAUACUGAAUCAGAAGAUAAAAGACCUAAGAGAUUAACUAGAAGUAUGAAAUUAAAAAACUUGCAAGAUGAAAAUCAAAUGUCACAUAAAGGUGCAAGAGCUAUAAAAUUACCUAAAAGAUAUUCAGAUUAUGAAUGUGAUUCUUAUAAAUCAGAAGUAUCUAUUUUACAAAGAGAUCAGAUGAAUUAUAAUGAAGAGGAAUUAUUUUUUGAUUCUUUAAAUACUAUUGAUAAAAGAAAACAAGAAAUUAACAAACAUGCAAUACAGAUUGAUGAUGAUUCAAAUUGUAUUUGUAUUAAUUUUAUUCCAAAAUCACCAUCCACAAGUACAUCAAAAAUUAAAAAGCAGAAUUAUGUUUAUUCCAUAGAAGAUAUCAACAGAGGUAAUGCUACUCCUAAAAUUCAUAGAACUAAAUUCUCAAGAUAUACAUUAAUAGGAGAAGAAUUAAAAAAAGAUAAUGUUGAUAAAAUAUCACCAAAAAGAGCAUAUCCCAAAGAUACAACACAAAAUAUUUCAUUGGAUAAUACUUCGAAAAAAUCAAGAAUUGAUUGUAAAAGUAUUUUAACUAUAUCUAAUAAAGAUGAAUCAAUGAUAUACAAAGUUGGAAAGAGCAAAAUUGAUAGGAUUAAAAUUACAGGUCAAGUUGAUAAAGAUCUGUCCAUGAAAACUAGUCAAAAAAAUAAUACAAAUAAUAAAAAGAAUAUUAUCAAAUCAUUAGUAAUGCAGAAUGGUUUAAAUAUUCAACGUACAUCAUUCAAGCGAAAUAUUUUGACACCAACUAUGAAAAUGAGAACUAAUAUCCCAGCUAAAUCAGUUACAUUAUUACAAGAAGUCAGAACUAAAUUACAUGUUAGUGCAGUACCAAAAUCACUACCUUGCAGGGAAGAACAAUUUAAUAAUAUUUAUACAUUUGUAGAAAGCAAAUUAAUGGAUAAAAUGGAGGAUGUAUCUAUAUAAGUGGUGUCCCAGGUACAGGAAAAACUGCUACUGUAAAUGAAAUUGUGAAAUGUCUAAAAAGAUCUGUAGAAAAGGGUCAAUUAGAUUAUUUUGAUUUUAUUGAGAUUAAUGGUAUGAAAUUAUCUGACCCUAGGCA
Messenger RNA from Pogonomyrmex barbatus (red harvester ant), 1567 nucleotides. It is a transcript of the gene Orc1, whose product is annotated as origin recognition complex subunit 1. NCBI's taxonomy places the organism in Eukaryota, Metazoa, Arthropoda, Insecta, Hymenoptera, Formicidae. The record is from RefSeq and is a predicted model, not a curated record. Gene Ontology annotation, molecular function: ATP binding; ATP hydrolysis activity; DNA replication origin binding. Gene Ontology annotation, biological process: mitotic DNA replication checkpoint signaling; DNA replication initiation. Gene Ontology annotation, cellular component: nuclear origin of replication recognition complex.